CUCUCAACAUGGCUGUAGAAGAAAACAAAUGUGAUGUGAAAGAACAAUCUACCAAAACCAAAAAAGGAGGAUGGCAUGUUGCCAUCUUCAUCAUAGUUAUGGAAGCUGCAGAACAAUUUGCAAAUAUUGGAUUGGGUACAAAUUUGAUUUUAUAUCUCACCCAAGCACUUAAUGAGCCAGUAACUGAAGCUGCUAAAAAUAGGAACACUUGGCUCGGUUAUCUGACCUAUUUGGUUCAUUUUAAAUCUUUCCACCAGGAGAAGAGAAUAAAGGUACAAAUCGAUGAGCAUUUUCUACUCAGUGUGGAGAACUUUAUUUCUCUGUAAUAAAAAUAUGCUCAAUUAGUCUUGUAAUACAUAAAUAUUCUAUCUUGUUUGAGUUUCAUGGAUAAUUUUUAUAU
This is a messenger RNA of Vicia villosa (hairy vetch), 400 nucleotides long. Its product is annotated as protein NRT1/ PTR FAMILY 5.4-like. The transcript is spliced from 2 exons. Lineage: Eukaryota; Viridiplantae; Streptophyta; Magnoliopsida; Fabales; Fabaceae. The coding region runs from base 9 to 326 and encodes 105 amino acids. The record is from RefSeq and is a predicted model, not a curated record.